GCGCAAAACAAAACGCAAAUCGAAAAUAAAACGGAAAAUCGUACGCUCAAGUUGCAGUUCUUCAAUCGUCCCAACGAAUCGAAUCGAAUCUCAAAACUCAAGCAAAAUGAGCUGUGGAAUCUCUAUGGUUAAAUAUAUAUUAUUUAUAUUCAAUUUGCUCUGCUCGAUAUGCGGCAUCUUGUUAAUUGUAUUUGGAGCGUUGCUCUUCAGCAACAUUCACAACGUCGAUGAUUUUACCGAUGCGCUGCGCACCCAACAGGUGCCAAUAACAAUGAUUGUGCUGGGCACCGUUAUAUUGUUGAUCUCUUGGUUUGGCUGCUGUGGCGCCAUACGCGAAUCCUACUGCAUGUCCAUGACGUACUCGAUUCUGCUGUUUGUGCUGAUGAUUGGCCAGCUGGCUCUGGUUGUCUAUAUGUGGCUACAAAAGGACAAAUAUCUCGUGAUCAUGGGCGAUGUGGUGGAGAAGGCCUGGGAACGACGCACACGCCGUGCCGACUACAUGGAUGCUAUACAGAUUAGUAUGGAGUGCUGUGGCCGUAGCAGCUAUGCGGAUUAUGCCUUCCAGGGCUAUUUCCCGCCCUCGUGCUGCAAGGAUACCAACAAUUGUCGCCAGGAGACGGUCUAUCGUCGCGGCUGCAAGCAGGCAUUUGUCGAAUUCUGGGACAGAAACAGCGACAUUAUCAAGUACACCGGCCUGGUCAUCGCCGCCAUUGAGUUCGUGGGCUUCGUUUUUGCCUGCUGUUUGGCCAACAGCAUUCGGAACUAUCGGCGUCGAGCAGACUAUUAAUAGACUCCAGUAUUUCUGAGUCCCCGACUUUGAGGCCUUACUAAUUUUAAUGCAAA
Molecule: messenger RNA, 843 nt
Organism: Drosophila navojoa
Lineage: Eukaryota; Metazoa; Arthropoda; Insecta; Diptera; Drosophilidae
Gene: Tsp42Ea
Product: Tetraspanin 42Ea
Cellular component (GO): plasma membrane
Source: RefSeq, a predicted model, not a curated record